Molecule: messenger RNA, 1029 nt
Organism: Perkinsus marinus ATCC 50983
Lineage: Eukaryota; Perkinsozoa; Perkinsida; Perkinsidae
Product: GTP cyclohydrolase I, putative
Exons: 8
Coding region: 4-783 (259 amino acids)
Biological process (GO): tetrahydrofolate biosynthetic process; tetrahydrobiopterin biosynthetic process
Cellular component (GO): cytoplasm
Molecular function (GO): GTP cyclohydrolase I activity; GTP binding; zinc ion binding
Source: RefSeq, a predicted model, not a curated record
GCAAUGACUUUGUUGGCGCCGGAAGUUUGCUGUCAGAAGCAGGAACUCGGAAGUAGCGAGGCCGCGGACAUUUCGAGGCCCGCUCGAGACGGUACUCCUGAUGAUGACGCGUCCCUCCAUCUCACAGAUGAAGAUAGCGCUACGAAGACUGGCAGGUCCUCGGCGAGUAUCCCAGAAUCGUCAUACAGCUCUUCGACUAAAUCAGGCUCCUCGACCUCGAGCAUCGAGUCGGCUGCUAGGAGGAUUCUGGAGUCAAUUGAUGGAGAGGAUGCUGAUCGUCAGGGGCUGCAGAAAACACCUAUGCGUUACGCCAAGGCUUUGGAGUUUCUCACGAAAGGGUACUCCGAAUCUCUUGAGGAAAUCGUUAAUGACGCUGUUUUCGACGUCGAGCCUUCAGACAACGAUGAGAUGGUCAUGGUCCGAGACAUUGACAUGUUUUCCCUCUGCGAGCACCAUCUUCUGCCUUUCUAUGGAACGGUAGACAUCGGAUACAUUCCUCGUGGCAAAGUCCUCGGACUUAGUAAAUUAGCUCGAAUAACGGAGAUGUUUUCCAGGCGACUACAGGUCCAAGAAAGGAUGACACAGCAGAUAGCCCGAGCCGUGGAGGAGGCUAUCAACCCUAUGGGUGUAGCAGUGGUCAUCAGAGCAUCCCAUAUGUGCAUGAGUAUGAGGGGAAUACAGAAGACUUCUGCCUCUACCACGACAAGCUGCGUACUAGGAGCAUUCAGAUCCAACCCCAAGACUCGUGCGGAGUUCUUCAGCCUAAUAAGCCACAAGCAGUAGUGUCGGCUCCUAGAGGAAAGGCCUUCAAUUCUACCACUCAAAUGGUCGUAGUGUUUCUGUGCUGGGGGACUGGUCCUCGUUCCUCCCUGUACCCUCUGGGAGCGUCCUGCUUUAUCUAUGGCUAUUCGUACGUUACUAUGCUUGGCUAUAUACAUGCUCCUAUCACUUCUCUGUGUACCCUAUUGCAAGGCCAGGCGGCUCGCCUUACUGUAUGUUGUUAGCCUUCGAUAUCCACGAAAAUCUCAA